Molecule: messenger RNA, 2572 nt
Organism: Dermochelys coriacea (leatherback sea turtle)
Lineage: Eukaryota; Metazoa; Chordata; Testudines; Dermochelyidae
Gene: RNF146
Product: ring finger protein 146
Exons: 4
Coding region: 814-1872 (352 amino acids)
Biological process (GO): Wnt signaling pathway; ubiquitin-dependent protein catabolic process
Cellular component (GO): nucleus; cytoplasm
Molecular function (GO): ubiquitin protein ligase activity; zinc ion binding; poly-ADP-D-ribose binding
Source: RefSeq, a predicted model, not a curated record
UUCCGCGCUCCCCCUCCCCUCUGCGCGCUGACGUUGUCGCGUCUCGCUCUCUCGGCGGCUGGAAGCGGCGGGGGCAGGUGACGGCGGCUCGGGCGGCUGUUUGCUCGCUCGCUCGCUCAGCGGUGAAGGGACGGAGCAGCGCGAGCCGGGCCCGCGGAGAAGUUGAAACGCUAGUAAGUGUUCCCUUGUGCAGCGCAAAAGAAUGAGCCAACAGUGGGAAAGUGUACGCUAUAUCCUGAUUGAAUACAUUUGAAGAGGACAGUUUUAGUCUUGUGGCAUGCUUCAGCAGGAACCAUACUAAAAAGGAAGUGCCUACAGGCAGAGCACUUGAGGAUUUUCUGUCAUGAAAGCAAGAUUUACAAUCUUGCAGCUGCUGUUCGUUUUUUGAGGAGGCAUACAAACAGCUGGCUGACUGGAUGCACUCAAGCAGCUAUUGCACCAGAGUAUGCAUGAAAGAAAAUUCCUUAUUGAUUAGUUAACACCCUGCCUGGGAGCACAGAAGGAACUUCAAACCAAUUAGUCUGAAUUGGCAUACUAAAACUGACAUAGACAACAAGGUUGGGAUGCUGAACUUGGUAUUUGGAAGCCAUUGUUUUUGUUAAUGUCACUGAAGUAGGGAACAGAAUGCUGUAAUCUUUCCUAAAGGUAUGCAUCUAUAAAACUUAAAUAUUUUAAAGUGUUUAGUUUGUUUCAUAUCUGAUUUGUCCAAAAGUUUAAUUUCAUGGAAAGCUUCCAUUUAUUCUGUGAUUGGUAUUGUCUUUGGUGAGUUAAUACUUAAUACCUGACUUAAAUCUAUUUCUGAUCCUUUGUAGGAUGGCUGGCUGUGGUGAAAUUGAUCACUCCAUCAACAUGCUUCCCACUAAUAGGAAGACAAAUGAGUCCUGUUCUAAUGCAACACCUUCCCUGACAGUCCCUGAAUGUGCUAUCUGUCUGCAAACGUGUGUCCACCCAGUGAGUCUGCCUUGUAAACAUGUUUUCUGCUAUCUGUGUGUGAAGGGAGCUUCCUGGCUUGGAAAACGAUGUGCACUGUGUCGGCAGGAGAUUCCCGAGGACUUUCUUGACAAGCCAACCUUACUAUCACCAGAGGAACUCAAAGUGGCGAGCAGGGGCAAUGGGGAAUACGCUUGGUACUAUGAAGGUAGAAAUGGUUGGUGGCAAUAUGAUGAACGUACCAGUAGGGAGCUGGAAGAUGCCUUUUCCAAAGGUAAAAAGAGUACUGAAAUGUUAAUUGCUGGGUUUUUGUAUGUAGCAGAUCUCGAAAACAUGGUUCAGUAUAGGAGAAAUGAGCAUGGACGUCGCAGGAAAAUAAAACGGGACAUAAUAGAUAUACCAAAGAAGGGAGUGGCCGGGCUUAGGUUGGACUGUGAUUCUAACACUGUCAAUCUAGGAAGAGAGAGCUCUGCUGAUGGUGCAGACAGUACAUCGGUUCUGGGGGCUGCUGCUGCGCAGCCUCUAGCAUCCGUUUCUGCUAGACCCCUAACUUCACUAGAUGGUCAGCUGACGAGUCCUGCAACGCCAUCACCUGAUGCAAGCACUUCUUUAGAGAACUCUUUUGCCCACUUACAAAUAAACGGAGACAGCAUGGCUGAAAGAAGUCAUAGGGGAGAGGGAGAGGAAGACCAGGAGUCAUCGUCUUCUGGUAGGGUGCCAGCCCCUGAUACCUCCGUUGAGGAAACCGAAUCGGAUGAUAGCAGCGAUAGUGAGGAUGUGUAUGCUCAACUUCAGCAACUCACGUCCUCUGCCCAGCAAAGACACUUGAAUGCAAAUGCAAACCAAUCAGUAAUAGAGAGACCAGUGGCAGGGGGUGGGGCAGUAAGCAGCAGUGUAAGAUCUAGAAGACCUGAUGGACAGUGCACGGUAACUGAAGUUUAAAUUUAGAGCCAUGUGUUUUAAAAACUCAGUCCAGUAUAUGUAAAUUUUCUGUCCAUGCUGGCAUUGCACUCAAACCUAGCAGUGUAUUUGAAAUGGGAUGGGGGAACGAGAGAAACAGAUUUGGCCUGUUAACUUAAAGUCUCAACAUGUCUCAGCUGGAAGACUCUUUAAAUGUAAGAAACUGGGGUGUCUUGUUAAUGGUUUGAAAGCUACUUAGCAAUACCCAGUUUUCUUGAAAAUGUCUUUUGUGUUUAUUUUGUAGCAUUUUACCCCAUGGAGAUACUCAGUCCCUUUUUGGCCAAUGUAUAUCCACUGUACAAUUCAGAUUGUCUUCAUUAUCUGACUGUUGCAUUAAGUGUUUUACUACUUUCUGCAUGGAUUGAUAUAUGAAAAGAACACUAAAGCAAUGUGGGAACAGACAAGAUGUUGGGUAUGAGCAGGAUGCUUAAUUUAAUGUGAGAAAAUAUGUGAGUUUGGAGUUAAGAUGUGUUUUAUUAGACAAAGCAAUCAUUUUAUCUUCCUGCAGUGGAAAUGUAAAAAUGCUAUUAACUUUUGUUGAAAAUUCUUAUCUGUACACACUUCAUGGCGUUUUCAUUGGCUUUGCUGUCUAGUCCUUGUAGUUUGUUUUUGAGGUCUUUGUUGAUCUGUCUUGUUUUUGUUACAAAAUUUAUAAUUUAAUAAAAACUACACUUUAACAAUC